GCCAAAACUUGGUACUUUAAUAAGCAUUUAAACAAGAGAAUAUAAACAUUGUCGACCUGCUACACAUCAGCUGUUUUGAAAGGGAAACUUUCAGACACAUCACAACAUGGGGUUUGAUGUGGACAGAUUUUUGGAGACUAUAAAUGAAGGAUUGCUGUGUUGCAUUUGUCGUGACGUACUAGAAGACCCAGUUCAGGCUCCAUGUGAACAUGCAUACUGCAGAGCCUGCAUUGAAGGGUGGUUGGUUCACGAAACGAUUUGUCCAGAAGACCGAAAACCUCUAUCAUCUUUAAGUCUACGACCGCUUUUUAGAUAUAUGAGGAAUGACUUGAAUCGACUUCAGAUUCGGUGUGAAUUCUAUCGCACCGGGUGUGACUAUAUCAGUGAUCUGGAAUUCAUACACGGACAUCAACAGGAAUGUCCUUUCAAGCAAAUCGAAUGCACCAACGUGAAGUGUUCUACUCUCGUAAUGAGAAAAGACCUACAAGACCAUUUAAAGACAUGCCAGUUUCAUGCCAUGGAAUGUCCGAGUGGUUGUGGCUAUUUGAUGGUCACUCCAGAGGACACGACUCAUAAUUGUAUAACUGAACUCAAAACGGCAAUGGACGUACUAAGGUCUGAAAUUUCUUGUAAAUACGAGGAACAAAAAAGAGAAAUGGAACUUCGCUUAAAUAUGCAACGAAGUCACAUGGUACAGAAGGAAGCAACAAUGCAAUCUCAGAUAGAUGAUAUGAAAUCAGAAAUCUCCAAGCUUUCACAGAAGUUGAAAUUAAUGAUGGACCUGGAAAUUCAAAGGAGACAAGAUGUCGAGAAACUGGAACUUGAGAAAAAGGAAUUAAUGGAAGUGUUACGAGAUACAAAUAAGCGGGAAAAUGAACCAUCCUCGUCUGCUAGUCUUAAUGCUAGUGUCUCACAUUGUAAACGGUGUUCACCACUUCAUGGAAAAGUAACAACAAUAUAAUUCAAAGUGAACACAUGUAUAAAAGAUAAAUACUUGGUGUGAGUUGAAUAUACAUGUAUUUUGUCUUCCAAUUUUGGAUUUGAUGUCAUGCAUCAUUUAUCUCAAUUUCAACUUCUAGUACUCGUAGUUAGUUAUACUGUAAGAAGAUGUUGUUGAAAAGAGUAAACAGUUUGUCUCGCAGACACCGACUCGGUACUUAUAUGAUAUUGAACUCUGAUAAUUCUUAAUA
Molecule: messenger RNA, 1190 nt
Organism: Mytilus trossulus (common blue mussel)
Lineage: Eukaryota; Metazoa; Mollusca; Bivalvia; Mytilida; Mytilidae
Product: RING finger protein 151-like
Exons: 2
Coding region: 107-961 (284 amino acids)
Molecular function (GO): zinc ion binding
Source: RefSeq, a predicted model, not a curated record